AUGUGUUGUCAGGUGUGAACAAAUUGUAUUUAAUUUUUAGAAUUAAAUGUAAACGCUAUAAAACUUAUUUAUUCACCAAGAAAACCUAUAUUUCCAUCAACAAGAUGUUGAAGUUUAGUGGGUUGAUAAUUUGGAGGUUAGGUUCACGAAAUACUGUAAGGAAAUACUCGGCUCCUGGUGUAACGAUGUUUAAAGCUGACAAAACAGAAUCUCCUACAAAUAUACCUGAUAAAAAUACACAAACACCUACGUCGGCCGGUAAAGAAACUUCAAGUUUAGUUGCAGCAGCCUUUGCAUCUCUCAAUGCCCCUGAAGGUGAAAUCAAACAGAAGCCAAGCACAAAGUCAAUAAAGCAGAACCGCACCCAACAGCUUGACAGCCAAAUCUUGGGUGCCACUGAUGUCAACAGUCUGUUAGUUGUUGCUGAGAACCCUGUUGUGUCUAGGAGACAUGCCCUGAAGAUGGUGUCAGUGCUAUCAGAAUGGUCCAGCAACAACCGCGUGAAGCUAUCCGAAUUUGAGAAGGACGCUCGCUUCCUCAAGCUGUGCCGCAUUCUGGGCCGUACGCCCGCUUCCCAGGCCAUGACGUCACUAACCAUGGCCGAAGACCUGAGUACGGUGCUGGGGAUCACAGGGGAUGAUGAAGCGGCGAGGCUCAUUGCUAAUCUAUCCUUGCCACAGAUGAUCAAGGUAAUGAAGGCUUUGCAACAGAAAGGCCGCCGCAGCACGCCCCUGCUCCGCGCGCUGUCGUACAACAUAACGAAGCAGUCAGAGCCUAUCGACCUUAAGAAGUCGGCUGACCUCUUGUUCUCGAUGGCCUCUCUCAACUUUCCCGACCCCGUGCUGCUAGAUAGGAUAUGCAGCGAUGUAAUUGAGAACCUACCUUCAAACGCGGACAAGCCCGCAGUAGUGAGCUCUAUACUAGUGUCGCUAGGGCUACUCAAGUACCGGCACGAGGCGGCGCUCACUGCGCUCGCGGACUGGACGCAGGCGCGGCGAGCCGUGUGUCGGCCGGCGGACAUCGCCGCCGCUGUAGUCACUCUCGCCACUGUGGACUAUCUGCCCGUGCAGUCGGACGCGCUGAUAGAGACAGCCCUAUCACUAAAAGAAGAGGAAAUGGCCAAAGCUUCGUCCUGGCUGGAUCUAGUGUUUUCUCUGUUAAUACUGGAGAAGGCAGAAAAACACCACCUCACUUCCACACUGAAGCCGGAAUUCAUUGACAAACUGCUCUCUGCUGGCGAAAUACCAAUCCCGUCCCGACGUAAACUGAUGACAAUAGACGCGUACGUAGGGCUCAAAUUCCCUUCCACGUCGCCGCGGCUCGCCGAAGACAUAUCAGUGGGAGUGCCAAUCGUGUAUACAAAGGAAAAAGCGCUCUAUGUACAGAGCAUUAUGGAUACAUUCAAGAGCUUAGUCUCUGCUGAAACGUUUCUGAGGCGAGAGUGUCAGUCUGGCAUGGGAUUUAUUUAUGAUGCUGAAUUUGCUGUCGAUUCAAAAUGUCAUCCGGUGCCUUUAGAAAAAGCAGCUAGCAGAAAAGAUGUGCACAGGAUAGCAGUAUUAGGCCUGGACUACCACGACCUCACCAGGAAGGUGCAGCUUCCGCUAGGAGUCAACACAUUGUACAGCAGGCUAUUGGGACUCAAGGGCUUCAAAGUAUUAGAGAUUCCCUACACGGAGUUCAAUCCUAAGGACAAACUAGUGACUAGAGUGCAGUACAUCGAGAAACGGCUAAAGGAGUUAGUCAGUCAGUCAAAUACAUCGCGUACGAGUUAGGUAUUAAAUUAAGGCUGACAGACACAUAAAGUGCGACGGAAGCCGGCGCUGCCGUCGUACGUUGUUUCAGGCCCUAGUGUAUAUUUUCUAGUAAAAAGAAGGUAUUUGGUGACAUGAAGAUGGGAAUGCUUCGUGGAAUGAUAUCCCUAAAUCCGAUUUUUUUAAUGAAUAAAUGCCUAUCGCAUGGAGAAAUGCAUAUUGUUACUUAAUUAGGUCCAUAUUACGGUGAUAUUUAUUUACAAAAACUUAACUUGCUAUAAUCCGGUAAACCAAAAAAUUCUGUUGACCAAAUACCUCAUAGUCAGGGUUGGAAAAAAACAGUU
Molecule: messenger RNA, 2095 nt
Organism: Maniola jurtina (meadow brown)
Lineage: Eukaryota; Metazoa; Arthropoda; Insecta; Lepidoptera; Nymphalidae
Product: FAST kinase domain-containing protein 4
Exons: 11
Coding region: 105-1772 (555 amino acids)
Biological process (GO): regulation of mitochondrial mRNA stability
Molecular function (GO): protein binding
Source: RefSeq, a predicted model, not a curated record